UAUUUCUUCCAAACUCUUAACUCUCACCCUCAUCCCCCACUGAAAACUCUUUCUCUCUCUCCCCCCCCCCUAAAAUCAAACCCUUCAAGCUCUUCUUCUCCUACGACAGAUCAGAACUAUGAUGUCUGCUUCUGCUCAAAUUUUGGUCGUCUUUUCCCAAAAGUUCAUCUUCUCGAUCCCCCUUCGAGGUAUGUAAGCUAGCUCCUAUUAGCUUAGCUUCUUCCCACCAUUUCCGAGAAAAGGAAUCAAUCCCAGAAACGAAUCCCCAGAACAAGCAUCUAUCUUCCUAUCUUUAUCUCCUUCUUCCCUUCAAUUUCGCUUCGCUUUCUGCUUUGUAUGUUGAAAGAUCAGAGCUCUUUAGGGUUGUGAGGGAUAUCUCAGAAAGAAGCUCUAAUGGAUCCAGUAGCCGCACAAGGUCGUCCUCUUCCGCCGCCUUUUCUUACCAGAGAUCUUCAUCUUCAUCCCCAUCACCAAUUCCAGACGACCCACCAUAAUAACAAUCACUCAGCCGCCGACGAUGACCAGGCCGGUAAUGGCAGCUUGAACCGCGGUCAGAAGCGAGAUCACGAGAAUACCGCCACUGAGGGAAAGGAAUUCGGUUCUAACACAGCUCCUGCCGGAGAGGGUACCGGAGGUGGCGGUGGGGAUAAUAGUGGUAGAAGGCCUCGUGGCCGACCCGCCGGUUCGAAGAACAAGCCCAAGCCGCCGAUCAUCAUAACGAGGGAUAGCGCCAACGCGCUUAGGUCUCACGUCAUGGAGAUCGCCAACGGCGGAGACAUCAUGGAGAGUGUCGCCACCUUCGCGCGAAGGAGGCAGCGUGGGGUUUGCAUUCUGAGUGGGAGUGGCACCGUCACGAAUGUCACCCUCCGGCAGCCAGCUUCGCCCGGUGCAGUUGUGACCUUACAUGGGAGAUUCGAGAUUCUAUCACUGUCCGGCUCGUUCCUGCCUCCGCCGGCACCACCUGCGGCAUCAGGGCUGGCCAUAUAUCUGUCCGGCGGACAGGGUCAAGUCGUCGGAGGCACCGUGGUGGGGCCGUUGUUGGCGUCAGGGCCAGUGGUCAUUAUGGCUGCUUCGUUCGGAAAUGCGGCGUACGAGAGGCUGCCGUUGGAAGAGGAGGAGACUCAAGUGCCGGUGACUGGAAGCGGAGGGUUAGGCUCGCCAGGAAUUGUGGGAACACAGCAACAAUCACAGCAGAAUCAGCAACAAAUCGUCGGAGAUCCUAACACUACAUCGAUGUUUCAUGGAGUUCCUCAGAAUCUGCUGAAUUCUUGCCAAUUACCAGCUGAAGGAUUCUGGGGUGGAGGCAGUACUGCUCGUCCUCCAUUCUAAUUAACCAGCAGAUUUUCACAGAAAAGGGGAAAAAAAAAAGUCUGAAACUUUUUCAUUAUCUCUUUCUUUCUUUCUUUCUUUCUUUUUUUUUAAAUUUAGUCACUGUUCAUUCUCCUUCUUCCAUAUAACUUACAUAGUUUAUGCUUACUUAAAGCCUGUGAUAUGAUAUCAUCAUCAGUAAUUAUGGGUGCUGCAAAAUUGAAGAAGGGAUGUACAAAUUUCUCAUGAAUUUUUGGGUAAUGGCUUUUAAUUUUUAUUUUCUUGUGUUUCAUCUAAUUAAAGUGUUGUUGGUCAUUGCUUCGACACCAAGCAGAAGCAUCAUAUAUAUUCUUCUCUCUCUCUUUUCCACAUUUUCUUGCUGCAUUUCCUGGUACCUUGUCUGAUAAUUUAUCAGUCCCUCUUUGCAUAUGAAGUAAAAAAGAGAUCUUGUAG
Neltuma alba is the source of this 1761-nucleotide messenger RNA. RefSeq names its product AT-hook motif nuclear-localized protein 22-like. Gene Ontology annotation, biological process: vegetative to reproductive phase transition of meristem. The transcript has a single exon. The coding region runs from base 394 to 1329 and encodes 311 amino acids. The record is from RefSeq and is a predicted model, not a curated record. Gene Ontology annotation, cellular component: nucleus. Gene Ontology annotation, molecular function: DNA-binding transcription factor activity; minor groove of adenine-thymine-rich DNA binding. NCBI's taxonomy places the organism in Eukaryota, Viridiplantae, Streptophyta, Magnoliopsida, Fabales, Fabaceae.